AUGGCCAACUAUUUUGAACUCAACCAUCUGCCGCAGGGCCAAGUCGAAUAUGAUGAAAGGUUACAAUUUGUUCCAGUCUCCGAAACAACAAGCUAUAAAGGAGCUUCGAUAGGGGACGUAUCUCAGAAGGGAUUGGACAAUUCAACGACACCGGUGGCCUAUGAGGAGGUCGCGCCCGAAUGGCCUCAGGGUCCCCAGAAAAUCGCACCGAAAGGGUAUAUCUGGUGGAUUGGGACAAUUGGCGAUUUUAUUUUGAGUCUCACGCCGGUGGCCUUCUUUGUUAUUGCUGCUCUCGCUAUUCAACUGGAGGGUCAACCGACGGAACACAAUGAACAUGGCGAAAGCCUCGUCGAAGCCACCAAGCUCGCUCCUACAAUCUAUCCCAUCGUUUUCGCGGCUGUAGCAAGUAGAUUUUACAAAAUCCUGGCCCUAUGGAGUGCCACCCGAUCUCGAGGUAUCACCAUCGGUGCCCUCGAGCAAAUUCUUGGAAGUCAGAGCUUCGCAGGAAGUCUCUUUCGCUUGUUCAGCGUCCGAUCCCACAUCAGUCUUGGUAUCAUGAUCCUCCUCACAUGGGCUCUCUCCCCCCUUGGCGGCCAAAGCUCGUCGCGCCUAAUCUUCAAAACGAUACAAGUAUCGGACUCGAAGGCACUCGUCUACUACUCCACAACAGACUCGGAGUCGUCUUUCUCCUCGGCAAGCGGCCUCCAGGUGGCAUCCACAGCAGCAAAUUCUCUCUUCACUUCCAGUCUCAUGGCAGCUGAAGAACAAAGGCGGUCCAUGACAGACCUUUGGACGCGACCCAGGAUCCCUCGCCUCAGAGACCUAUCGAAUAACGACUGGCAAAUAGUUGAUCAAGCUGCCAUGACGGAAAUGGACUACGCCUCAUUGAUUGGUAUCAAGAUUCUUGGGCUUGGAAAUUUCAACUCAACCACCUCCUAUAAUUUGACGGCCGAGGCAACCUACAAUGAUCUCGACUGCAAACAAGUUCAAACUGGCGCCUCAGUCAACGAAACGCUUGCUUACAUACCUGAGGAUAGAUGGACUACUCCGAUCUAUUACGUCGACAAGAUGAACGACACAACCGGCAAACUGCUCCCCGGUUACACCGACCCCAGAUCACCAGACAACAAAAGAGCCAGCUUCUUUGUGACUUCGGACUUCUCAACCCCAGAGCGAGAGUCAGGUGGACACCUUCACAUCAUGUUUGGUUCCCACGAGGGAGACCUUAACUACACGUUGUAUAACUGCACCCUCCGAAACGUCCCACUCGAGCUCGACAUUCUCUGCUCAUCGCCCCUCGGUUGCGGCGCCCAACGAAUUCGGCGCUCCAAAUCACCCCAAUGGGACAAAGGCGACGCUCAUUCUCCCUUCACCUUGGAGAUCCCAGUCGUCUACAACUUCCUAUCAAACUUCCCCUUUGCCGCCGGCUUUUUCGACAACGGAAGUCCCAGAUAUCAGUCCACGAUCGACAACUACCUCCGCGGCAUCACCCAGUUCCCCUUUAAGCUGAACUUCCUCAGCCCCUGGCCCACCAAUGUCACAGACGAAGCCUUCUCCCGGCGCCUCACCCUCCUGUUCAACACAUACUACUACGCCUCGCUCGACCCUUUCACCGCCACCGACUCCAACUACUCCAAGUUCCCCGGAAACACCGACCGCAUCAUGUCCCAGCCCGUCUACUCCGGUCCAUAUCUAUCCAACAACUACGAAGGAGCGACCAUAGUCAUGGUCAACAACGCCACCGAGUACACCCAUCGCGAGAUCUACGGACUCAACCGUCACUGGGCCACCAUCCUCGUUCUCUGCACAAGCAUCUUGCAGAUCUUGUCGCUCGCCGGCCUCUUCUUGCGCUUGACCACGCCGGCGCCGGAUAUCUUUGACUACGGCGCCAGCUUGACGCGCGAGAAUCCGUUCGUACCGGUGCCCAAGGGCGGGUCGGCUAUCGGUGGGCCCGAGAGAGCGCGGAUGCUGAGGAAGAUGAGGGUCAAGAUGGCGGAUGUGAGGCCGGAUGAUCAGGUUGGGUAUGUGGCGCUUGUGGCGACGACGGGGGUGGUGGAUCAGGGGGUUAAUGCGAAUGGGGAGGUCAUUCCUACUAGGGCGUUGAGUCGGUGGAGAAGGUAUUGGUAG
This is a messenger RNA of Neurospora tetraspora, 2127 nucleotides long. RefSeq lists its product as uncharacterized. The transcript has 2 exons. The record is from RefSeq and is a predicted model, not a curated record. Bases 1 to 2127 code for a protein of 708 amino acids. Lineage: Eukaryota; Fungi; Ascomycota; Sordariomycetes; Sordariales; Sordariaceae.